AUGGAAUUCAACAAACCGGAAAGCUUAAAAUUAUCCGGUAAUAUAGCAGAGAAUUUUUAGCUAUUUAAGGAUGAAGUUACAGUGUUUUUUGAAGCAACAGAGACGAUUCUAAAUUCUCAAACAACACAGGUAGCAAGAUUACUUAACUUAAUCAUCACGGAUGGGCUGAAGUUGUACAGAUCAAUUAAAAGACCUAAAGAUGAAAAAGAAAUAGUUGAGACAAUCUUGAAGCACUUGGAGAAUUAUUGUAUACCUAGGUGCAAUGAGAUAAUGGAACAUUUUAAAUUCUUUACUAGAAAACAAUUGUGUUAUGAGAAAUUUAAUAAAUACUAUGCUGAACUAAGAGUAUUGGUUAAAACAUGUAAUUUUGGAAAAAUUGAAGACAGAUUACUAAGAACACAAAUUGUAUUGGGAAUAGCAAACAAAGUGUUACAAACCAGAAUACUGAGAGAAGAAUUAACAUUGGAUAAAGCAAUUCAAUUGUGUCAAACAGUGGAUCAAGCUGAGGUAAACAGCAAAUUAUUGGAAGAUCAAACUAAAGAACUUGAUGUAAUGGAGCAAUACAAGAAAAGAACAUGGAAUCAAGGAAAUAAGCAGAACCAGGACAGAAGACAAAAUCAAACCCACAAAAACGGGAAGAAUGAUUAA
Messenger RNA from Cinara cedri, 648 nucleotides. The record is from the annotation of a GenBank genome assembly. NCBI's taxonomy places the organism in Eukaryota, Metazoa, Arthropoda, Insecta, Hemiptera, Aphididae.